CGCACCGUUGACACCUCCAUUCCAUCAAGGCUGAGGUGGGAAGAAGGAAAGAGGCGAUCGAGAAAGGAAUUGAGACAAUUAUUCAAUCAUUUUGUCGGUGGGUUAUCGCGUUUGCACUGAAUCUUCUUCAUCCCAUCCGACUAUCAUAUUCCUUCCUUUCGAAAACCAUCUCCGAUAGCUCCUGCUUUUCGGCUCAAAUUUCUAUAAGUUUUCCCCUUUUUUUGUAUCUUUUCUCUUUGUUUUUACAUCGAACAAAUCCCACCACCUCCUCACUUGAAAUGGAUCAGUUUGGUGUUCUAGUAGAAAGUAUCGGCUUCAAAGCACAUGGAAAAUCAUCAGCCCCAUUGGCCGAUUUGAAGGGCACCAACAAACCCAAUAACAAUUCCAAUGGGUUCCCUGGAGAUAUUGGUCUCAACCAGGAUUUUUCGUCGUUUAAUCGAUCUAAAUCGGGUUACAAUUCGAAUCCUUCACUUAAUGUUGAUGAUCUUGAUGGGAUAUUUAGAUCCAAUAGUAGUAACGAUAUGAAACCCCCGAAUUCCGGUUUUGAUGAUGUGUUUGGGGGAGUUCAUUCUGGGGCUAAUGGUAUUGAUCUCGACUCAGUUUUCAAGGUUUCGAAUUCGAAUAAUUACGACGAUGAUGACGAUGUGUUUGGGUUGAAGAAAUCGAGCUCAGGAGCGAGCUCUGUUGAUCAUCAUGCGUUUAAGAAGACCCAUUCAAUUGAUGAUUUGCUUGGAAAUUUUGGUGGAAUGGGUGUGAAAUCGAAUGCUCCCAGAAAUAACUCCGGGGGAAAACAAGCAAAUGCUUCAAAAUCAAACGAUUUACUUGGAAAUCUGAAUGGUAAUGGAGUUAAGCUGAAUGGUCCAAAAAAGGUUUCAGUAAACAAGCAAGAAACUGCUUUUGAUUCCGCAGAUUUGCUAUCAGGUUUUGGUGUAAAAAGUUCUUCAAUCAAUAGAUUAAAAUCAGAAACAAAUCCCACUCGUCAAUCAAGUUCAGCCAGAUCAUAUUCAGCUUCAACAGAAGAUCCAUUUGUAAUGUUUGAGAGAACACAUGAGAGUGCUAGAGCAAAUAAUGGUGCUUUUGGAGUUGACAAUUAUCUGGAUUCCCUUUUCAGCUCAGGCAAUCAGUCAAACACCAGAACCAGUCAAAGCUCUUCAAGUGAGGAUUCUGUUUAUGAUGCUCUUUUCAACAACAAUGGUGGCACUAAAGUUGGAAAGAAGGUUUCCUCUGAUGCCUCGUAUAGUGUAAAGAAAGCACCAACAAAUGCAAAUAGCACAGAUGACUUCUCUUAUCUUUUUGGAAUGGGAGAUGCAACUCCAUCAGGAGAAUUUCAGGAAAUCAAAGGGGAAAGUGAAGAAAGACGAAGAGCCAGAUUAAACCACCACAUGUCGACUCGGGAACGCAUGACUAAAGCACUGAAUGAGAAGAACAAGCGUGACUAUGAGGCACAACAAGAGCAAGAUGAGAAGCACAGGGUAGCUGCAACCCUAGAAGGUGAUAUAAAGCGUUGGGCUGUUGGAAAAGAAGGCAAUUUGCGUGCACUUUUAUCUUCAUUGCAAAAUGUGCUUUGGGGUGGAAGUGGGUGGCAAGCAAUUUCACUGACUGAUUUGAUCACAUCAACAGCAGUUAAAAAAGCUUAUUACAAAGCAACUUUAUGUGUUCAUCCAGACAAAGUUCAGCAGAAAGGUGCAACUGUUGAACAAAAAUAUAUUGCAGAGAAAGUUUUUGAUCUUCUCAAAGAAGCUUGGAACAAAUUCAAUGCUGAAGAAUUCAAGAAACAAUGAGAUGUUUUUUCUUUUUCGGAUGUAUAAAAAGUGGGAGGUGAGUUGUUUGUUUUUGGAGAAUUGUAGUAUGAAAAUUUAUUUAAUCCAAGUAAUACGAGUCAGGUCUGUAUAUGUGGGAAAGCUACUUGGUGUAUUAAAAACUUGUGUUGGUUUAUUUAUUUGUAUAAAAAAAAAGAAAUACAUAUAUAA
Messenger RNA from Lactuca sativa (garden lettuce), 1970 nucleotides. RefSeq names its product Chaperone DnaJ-domain superfamily protein. Gene Ontology annotation, cellular component: vesicle; cytoplasm; intracellular membrane-bounded organelle. Lineage: Eukaryota; Viridiplantae; Streptophyta; Magnoliopsida; Asterales; Asteraceae. The record is from RefSeq and is a predicted model, not a curated record. Gene Ontology annotation, biological process: clathrin coat disassembly; clathrin-dependent endocytosis. Gene Ontology annotation, molecular function: clathrin binding.